AUAAUGAGUAGCUUCCUCACCUACUGACUUUGAGACAAAAGCCUCAAGGGAAGAAUCCCUACUGAGGGACUGACUCCACAAGGUCAAGACCUGAUGAGUACAUGUCACAGUAGUUUCAUAGUUUCGUAGUUUCGGACCAAUCAACGUCAAACUGACCAACCCUGAAGUGGGGGAGGAAGACUCUUCAGAUGCUUUAAAACCCCAGGACUCGGGAGAAGAGACUGGGGUUUUCGGCUUCCCGAGCACCCUCUCUGCUUUACCGAGGAUCUUUUUUCUCGACGGUGUCAUUUUCGGGACCUGUCUCCGGAUUUCUUCUGAAGACGGUAUAAUUUUGGGACCUUAUCUCCAGAUCUUUUUUAAGGACUACUGACUCAUCAAGAAAUGACUUACAAAAUGAAGAAAGAACAUGCCUUUUGGGCAACUGUGUGUCUGUUGCUCAGCCUUCUUCCUGAGCCUCUUAGUGCUCUGCCUGAGGAAGCUGAUGAUACAGAUUCUGAGCUGCAGCCAAUGAAACCGCUGCAUACAUUUUGUGCAAUGAAGAUGGAAGAUGGUCCAUGCAAAGCAAUGAUAAGGAGUUAUUUUUUCAAUAUGUAUACUCAUCAAUGUGAAGAAUUUAUAUAUGGGGGAUGCGGAGGAAACGAGAACCGAUUUGAUACCCUGGAAGAGUGUAAGAAAACUUGCAUACCAGGUUAUAAAAAGACAACUAUAAAGACAGCAUCUGGAACAGAAAAGCCAGAUUUGUGCUUCUUGGAAGAGGAUCCUGGCAUCUGCCGAGGUUUCUUGAUUAGGUAUUUAUAUAACAACCAGACAAGGAAGUGUGAACGGUUUGUGUAUGGUGGAUGCCUGGGCAACAGCAACAACUUUGAGACUUUGGAUGAAUGCAAGAAGACCUGUGAGGAUCCAGUGAAUGAGUUACAGAUGAGUGACUACAUAACUGAGCAAAUUACCAUAACUGACCGCACUACUGUAAAUAACAUUGUGAUUCCCCAGUCUUCCAAAGUGCCUAAGCGUAAGGUUGCCUCGGUACUGUAUCAUCUUUAUGAUACUUUGAAAAAACUCAUCUUUGGUUAGACUUCAAAAACCUACUGCUAACUCAGUCUCCAGCACUUGGUCUUUGAAUGAGAAAAGGAAUACCUAAGUACUGAGCCAGGGCCAUACUGCUUCAUGCCAGCCUCUGGGUUCAGGGAGAAUGUCUAGAUGGAACAAAGAAGACCCUAUGGCCACUUGAAAUUCUUUCCUGACUCUAUCCAACAUAUGACCUAGGGCCAAACUCCACAUUCAUAGAAAAUGAUGAGAAAGAAGUAAAUGCAUGUAAUUAUAUAAUUAUCAUUGGCCUUCUGGAAGAGGAAUGAUGUUGCAGAGGAACUAUUCAAUAAUCAUGAAUAUUAUGAUAUCAUCACUGAUGUGUUCAUGUUAGAGAUCUGCAAUAGAGUGCUUUCACCUAUACCUUCUCUUGGAAGAUAUUGCUUACAUGCAGAGGAACUGAGCAAUCAUUUAAGUUUUCUGGGAAGAAAAUAUCCCCCACCAACUAAGGAAUCGCAUACUUAGAUGCAUACCCGGAGAAGCCACGAGUGCUGUGGAUAGUGCUGUAAACCUCAUUUCAUCAACAAGCACACACAGUUUGAAACAAGUGUGGUGGCCUUCAAAUGUAUUCUCACUCAGAAACAUAGUUCUAUCUCACAGUCUACGUCUUCCUGCAUAGUAAAUCUGGUAGCUUGUGCUGACAUAUUCUGGCAAGUUGGCUUUCCACAAAUAGACAGCUUUAGCAGAGCUUACAUCAGGCCUUCUACUUCCUGUCAAGAAUGCUGGCAAGAAACAAGAAUGUGGCACUUCCUCUGCCAAAAUCACAGACGGAACCCUACCUACCUAGUAAAGCUCUUCAGAGACUAUCUUGAGUCUAGUCAAAGACAGUCAUUGUCCCAGACAGCAGAGCCCUCCAGAGAAAUGCUUCUCAGACAUCAACAGAUCCUUUUACAAGAGAUGAAAUGGACAACUUCACUCACUGUGCCCACCAAUUCUUUUAAAUGACAUUGGUACUGAAUAAAAUAAUAAAAAUUUAAGUUUGUGACAAUUAUAAAGCUAUAACCAAAACUUAAUUG
Messenger RNA from Mastomys coucha (southern multimammate mouse), 2099 nucleotides. It is a transcript of the gene Tfpi, whose product is annotated as tissue factor pathway inhibitor. NCBI's taxonomy places the organism in Eukaryota, Metazoa, Chordata, Mammalia, Rodentia, Muridae. The coding region runs from base 382 to 1071 and encodes 229 amino acids. The record is from RefSeq and is a predicted model, not a curated record. Gene Ontology annotation, molecular function: serine-type endopeptidase inhibitor activity. Gene Ontology annotation, biological process: negative regulation of peptidase activity. The transcript has 8 exons. Gene Ontology annotation, cellular component: extracellular region.